This is a messenger RNA of Salmo salar (Atlantic salmon), 11795 nucleotides long. RefSeq names its product supervillin. Gene Ontology annotation, biological process: barbed-end actin filament capping; actin filament severing; actin polymerization or depolymerization. Gene Ontology annotation, molecular function: phosphatidylinositol-4,5-bisphosphate binding; actin filament binding. Gene Ontology annotation, cellular component: cytoplasm; actin cytoskeleton. The record is from RefSeq and is a predicted model, not a curated record. Lineage: Eukaryota; Metazoa; Chordata; Actinopteri; Salmoniformes; Salmonidae.
AGGGGGGACCAACUCCAUUAAUGCCAGUGAUAUUGGAAAGAGAUGUUAGACGAACAGGUGUCCACAUACUUUUGGUCAUGUAGUGUGUAUAUAGUAGACUGAUAGGGCUCAGGUUAAAAGUAGUGAUCAUGUAGUUUGAGUGUUUUUGGUUGAGUCAAUAAGACCAUGCCCAUUGCAAGCGUAUCUUUCCAAAAAAUAAAAGGUUAUUUCAGAAUAGUGCUGCUAGUUGGCUGUAGUAUACACCUCUGUCCUACAUCCCAAAUCCCACCCUAUUCCCUAUAUAGUGCACUACUUUUUACCAGAGCCCUAUGGAUGCACCUCAGUCCUCCUGGUGCCUUCCUCCAAUCCCUUUUCAGCGUUUUUAUCAUCAGGGCUAAUUUCUGCCUGUAAUCUGAUUAUGGGCUCUGAGAAGGUUUAGCACCCUGCCUGCAGAGUCUCUCUCUCUCUCCUGUCUUUAUCGCUCUCUCUCUCAUCUCUCCCUCCAUCUCCCUCUCCCUCUCUUUCUCUCUCUGUCUACAUUGAGCUCCCUGGUUGCGCUCACUCACAUACACAUAGUGUCUGUCUGUCUCAGACUGCUGCGUGGUCUGCGCUGGAGAUCCACUCCCACUCUGUGCUGUUGCCUGGCUGUAUCUGAGUGUCUGUCUGUCUGCAUCACUGCUGCUGUGACUGUCUUUGAGCUUCGUUAGCUGCUGUUAGCUGCUGUCACCCGGGAGAGGGGGCCUGUCAUCCGUGUGUGUUCCGUCUGUCUUCAGCCUCCCUACAAGUAUGUUCCGGAACCCAUGGAUCACUAAUUAUCUCAGCCAUGUCAAAUACGGUUUCGAUGGGCAAGGCUUUGGAACUGAAGCUCCAGUCAAACUCUGCACUUCAACCUCACUGCCAACCGAAGCUCUAAGCUUUCAGAACGACUUUUCAUUCAGGGACAAGACUGCGCUGGUAAGGAGUGCUACUGAUAUCGAUGCCAAUCUUCUGGCAGUCCUUCCCAAAGUUUCAGAAUUAAAGAAACAUUUUGAAAGUGUUGUCUCUAUUGAUUUGGAAAUGAACAGCAGGAAGGAGAGGAUAGCCAGGCGUCUGGAGGGUAUAGAGAGUGACGUUCCUCCUGCCCUGACGCCCAGCUGUGUCAGCCUGGUGGUCAACCGUAUCCUGGAGGAGGACCUGCCACGAUACACCCGGGCUUCAGACCGCUGUGAGCCAAUCAUGGUGAGACGUUACAGCAGAGAAGACAUGGAGAUCCCACAGAUGCAGGCGUCUUCCCCAGACAGACAGUCCAGGACCAGGGGCAGACCGGGGGACCAGCCUGGACCAGCCGCCCACCCCCACACAGAGCCUGUCCUAUCCAUCUCUGGCGGCCCAGUGGACCCAGCCAGCCUCAGCUCCAAGGCUGAACGGAUCGCCCGCUACAAAGCCGAGCGCCGUCGCCAACUCUCUGAGCGUUACGGCAUCGACCUGGAUCAGGAGAUCAACAUGGACUACUCCCCCCGUUACUCGCGCUCACGUAGAGAGUAUGACGUCUCCGACAGAGGGGCCCCAGCAGUCACCGAGCGUAGGAGAGAUAGAGAGGAGGUGGAGGAGGGAAGAGGAGGGAGGGAGAGUUCUUGCAGGGCUCCCUACAGCUCCAGACUGGGCCAGGUCUACAUGCAGACUCACCCUGCUGAGGCUGGCCAAGCUCCUGCACCAGGCCACGGCUCUGCCCAUACCCAGGCCCCUCCACCCACCCGGGAGAGGGCCAGCACCUUCUCAGAGCGGGAGAGGAUGAUGAAUCUGGAGAACUAUCGGCUGGCCCAGGAGAGGACAAUGGCAGGCGGGCCCAGAGGAGCCAGCAGUAGGCCACAGGAUACCCUCCAUACCCAACCCCAACAGACCCUUCCCCAGACCAGCCCUCUGGAGCAGCAUCUCAGCCCCCCUUCAUCCAGGGCCUCAUCCAGGGAGUCUUGCAGUGUGGAUGCCGUCCCCAGCUCCCCCCUGACAGCACGCCGAGCCCCCCUGCCCUACGGCAUCUCCCCCGGGGACCUGUUCAUCGAACAGCAGGCUCAGGCCGUCCUCAGCAGACAUGGCCUGGCAGCCUUGUCUCAGAGUGACUGGUCUCUCCAGACAGACUCAGAAGGUGAUGCUGCCUCUGAGUCUCUUAUCAGCUGGCCAUCCAGAACCAGAGUAAGAGAGAGAAUGUUAAAAGAUGACAGUGGUGUCAAAAUGGUCCCAGCAGAGCGGGUUCUGGCUCCAGAGCCCCGAGUGAACAGACAGCGUGAUCGGGCUCACACCAUCGCAGCUCACCACCUGUCCCAGCGUGGUCACAGCUCUGACCCUGUCACCUAUCAAAAUACUGCCCCCUCUCAGCCCUCCCAGCCUGCCUACAUCCACGUCCCAGACCACCACGCCUCAGUACCACACACCCACACAUCAGACCCUGCCUUGGGCCACCACGGUACCCACCAGUGGACCCCCAUGGACCCCACGGUGGUGGAGGUGGUGCCCCCGAGGAGGAAGGUCAGUGCCGACCACAUCUACACGACCCAGAGGGAGACCCACAGGGAGGGCAGGCCGGCGCUGAGAGAGGUCCUCACUGAGGGUCUGCUAAAGAGCAGGAAGGCCGUGCUGCCCUCUGAGAUCCGCCGCAGGGAGAAGAGCGUGGACGACCCCCAGAGAGGGGAGCCCCAGCGGGUCCCAGGCAGCCGCCAGGACCACUCUGCCACCUCAACUGGCACAGAGUGGGAGAGCUAUGGCAUCGUGGGGGGGAGAACCAGUCAGGCGGACUCAAAAGAGUUGGAGACUAGGCCUCAGGACAUGGACGAGCAGCAACAUCAGCACUUGUCCAGGCACAUCCAGGACACAGAGGAGACAGGUCCAGCCAGGCCCAUGGAGAUCUCUUCCCACAUCCAGCCCAGACAGCAGCCCCUCCGCCAGCAGAGCCAGAGUCAGCCUGGGCAACAGAGAGGCAGUGACUCAGCCGUCUACCUCCAGAGUGGCGCCUACCUCCCCCAGGCCAAACCCAGCAGCAUGGAGCCAGCUGGGCCGCGCAGGCCCCCCAAACCCAAGGUCCGCACACGCUCCAUGUCCGACAUCGGCGUGAGCCAGCGCCCGGCUGCCUACAGGAGCAUGGAGAGGACAGCAGCCAGCAGAGAGACAGCAGCCCAGCUGGCCAGGGAGGGAGGGGUGGCGAUGGGGGUGCUGCCCAACGAGGAGGUGGGAGCCCUGGACACCAGGGUCUCUGUGGCCCAGCUCCGACACUCGUACCUGGAGAACGCCAACAGGAAGCCAGAGCUGGAGCUGACUAAAGUAGAGCUAACUGCUGUGGAAGUAGAUCCGGCUGCUGGGAGCGCUGAUCGGGAGCGUGGUGCGGUAAGGAGGCCGCGGCGGUACAUCACCCCAGGAGACAACCGCAAGUCCUCUGAGAGGUUUAGGACCCAACCCAUCACCUCUGCAGAGUGGCUGGAGUCUGAUAGGUCUCAUCUGACUCCAACAGCGCUACAGAACCCAGAAGCUGACGAAGAGAAGCUUGAUGAGAGAGCUAAGAUGAGUGUGGCUGCUAAGAGGUCCCUUUUUAGGGAGCUAGAGAGGAUCACAGGUAGCGUUCCCAGACCACGGUCCCGUGACCCCGCCGUGGAGAGGCGUCUGUUACGAGUCCAAGACCGCUCACACACACAGCCUAUCACCAACGAGGAAGUGGACAUCGCUCACGCUGGCCCUGCUAUGUCCUCACAAACGGUGAUGGUCCACUCCACAGUAGCACCUAUCCCCAGCCCCACUGUAGUCAGCACCAUCACAACCAGCUUGCAGGAAGCGUCACAGCACGGCUCCAAGGUGCGGAGCAUGGGGGAGCAGGAAAGGGAGAGGGAGGCCCAGUCAAGGCAGGCAGGAGAAGGACCAGGGCCUGAGAGGAUGAUGGAGGACCUGGGUCCGGAUGAGCCUGACCUCUCCACUCUCAGCCUGGUGGAGAAGAUGGCCCUGUUCAACCAGCUGUCCACGCAGCCCUCCAAGCCUGCCGCUAAGGGGGCUGGGGCCUCCAGGGUGGACACCCGCCAGCGUAGGGCAAACUCCCGCUUCCAGACCCAGCCCAUCACCCAGGGAGAGGUGGCUCAGCUGCAGAAUGGAGACGGGGUCAAGCUGGAGCCGCUGUCCGCUUCCUUGGUCCGCUCCGUGGCAUCCGUCACCUCACAGGUCUCGGUUGCCACAGUAACCACGGUGACCUCCGGCAUGGGUGACCACUUGGGGAAAUCUACGGCCGUCCCCUACAACCCCCCUGCCCCCACCACUACCACCCUGGACAGGGGAGGGGUGAGCCUGACCCAAGGUGGAGACUCCUCCAGUGUCCCUGAACCAGAUAUGUACUCCGCUGGCCUUUCCCUGUCAGAGCAGCAGCAGGCUCACAGCAGAGGAGGCAGAGACAGAGGAAGGGCUCCUGGAGCCGGUCGCUUGUUCACUGGCUACAGAGGAAGAGAGGAGGAGGAUGUAUCGGGAGGAGGGGCCAGAGAAGAGAGGGAGAGCCGUAGUGGUCCUGGAGGCAGGGAGAGCAGAGACAGCAGGCAGCAGCGGUAUCAGCCCACAGCCCCAGAGCCCCAGCCCCAGAGCACCACAGCCCCAGAGCCCCAGCCCCAGAGCACCACAGCCCCAGAGCCCCAGCUUCCUCAGGCUCAGCUGCGGCACGCCAGCGGUAUCCACGGAAGGGACGCGGCUCACACCACUGUGUCAUUGAGAAGUGCUGUGGUGUCGUCCAGGAUUGUCUCUCACAGCGCCAGUAUCCAGCAGCAGCAGAAUAUUCAGUCUUUCACCCAGCCUCCCCAGACUCUGCCCAAGCCUUACACCCAACAACCUCUACAAACUCAACCCCAGCCCCAGCCUUACUCUCAUCCACCUCAGCACCAUCCCUUCACCCAACCUCCCCAGACUCUUCCCAAGCCUUACACCCAACAACCUCCACAAACUCAACCCCAGCCCCAGCCUUACUCUCAUCCACCUCAGCACCAUCCCUUCACCCAGGCACUUUCAGCCCAGCCCAAGCCCCAGGAAAGGGAGAGGCGAUUCACCCAGCCACUACCCAAGCCCUACUCUCAGAUAACCACCCAUACGCGACCCAACGCCCAGUCCUUCUCCCAGCCUCCUCCGCACCCUCCCCAGACCACUCCCCAGACCCUACCCGAGCCCACGUCCUUUGUCCAGUCCCUGGUCAAGUCCCAGUCCCUGCCUCUGGACAACAGUGAAGUCUUCACAGGACACAGUGUGUCCGACCUCCUCUCCCCCGCCGAGACAGAGCUCUCAGAGAUGUCCGCCAAACAGAUGUCCAUCAAGGAAAGGCUGGCCCUGUUGAAGAAGAGUGGCGAUGAGGACUGGAGGAACAGGAUCAAUAAGAAACAGGAAGUGGUGAAGGUUUCUGUGACUGAGAGACACUCCACAGUACAGGGAUGGGAGGCAGCACAGACCUACAAGAAGAAGGAGGAAAGGAUGGUUAUUGAUGAUUUUGCUGCUGUCACUGUGUCUGAGCAGCUGUGGGGGAAAAGACAUUGCGAACCAGCUAAAGAUUUGACUGGGGAACCCUCCCUCUGUCUGCUUCAGCCCUGGACCCCCCAUCAUGACUUCAGACUUGAUUUAUCCAAAAUAAUCUCUAGGAUGGGAAAGGAGAUGGAGAUCCAGGCUCAGAUGUCCACAGAGGAGAGGAAGCAGAUCUCUACAAGGGAGGAGGCCUGGGAGUCUAAAGGAAAGGGCGUGGCCAACGACUCCACCCAGUACACUGUGACCGAACGCAUGGUCAAGAAAGUGACAGAUCAUCAGGAGACCACUCUGACAGUGACAGAGAAGGCUGUGAAGGAGGUGAUGAGGAUGGACGAUGAGAUCUUCUCCAAGUUCUACCGUCACGUGGCUGACUUCCCAUGCAUGCCCAGCAGGAUCGAGAUCGACGAUGACUUUGAUGCCAUCUUUGGCACUCAGGCACCAAAGUUGACCUCAGCCUUAGCGCAGCACAAACGGGCAGUGAGACCGUCUAGGAACGUCCAGUCGUCUAAGAACCCUCUGAAGAUGCUGGCGGCCAGGGAGGACAUCAGACACGAGUACACUGAGCAGAGACUCAACAUCGGCCUCAUAGAGAGCAAGAGGAUGAAGGAUGAGAAGUUGAAUACUAGUACUCAGAUGUACUCAGAUGCUGGGCUGGCCAGUAAGGAGAACUUAAACAACGUGAGUCUGAGGAGCGUCAACAUCUCCGAGCAGAUGUCCAACAACAGCGCUGUGCCCUACAAGAACCUCAUGUUGAUGCAGGUCAAAGGCCGCCGUCACGUUCAGACCAGACUAGUGGAGCCCAGAGCCUCAGCCCUGAACAGUGGAGACUGUUUCCUGUUGGUUACUCCUCAGCACUGUUUUGUCUGGAUGGGAGAGUUUGCUAACGUUAUAGAGAAAGCCAAAGCCUCUGAGCUGGCCACGUGUAUCCAGACUAAGAGGGACCUGGGCUGCAGAGCGAGCCAGAUUCAGACCAUUGAGGAGGGGGUCAACCCCCAGAACCAUGCAGCCACAGAGUUCUGGAAGACCCUGAGAGGACAGCAGACCUACCAGUCUGCGGGGCCACUGGAGGAAGAUGAGCUGUUUGAGAGUGCCAUCGUGGAGACUAACUGUAUCUUCCGUCUGUUGGAUGAUAAACUGGUUCCCGAUGAUGGCCAGUGGGGGAAGGUUCCACGCACCACACUACUGGAAUCCAAAGAGGUGCUGGUGUUUGACUUUGGCAGUGAGGUGUAUGUGUGGCACGGUAAGGAGGUGACUCUGGCCCAGAGGAAAGUAGCCUUCCAGCUGGCCAAACACCUGUGGAACGGAACCUUUGACUACACCUGCUGUGACAUCAAUCCUCUGGACCCUGGAGGAUGUAACGCACGCAUACCCUGGAAGGGCCAGGGGCGUCCUGACUGGGCCAUAUUCGGCAGGCUGACACAACACAAUGAGACAAUCCUGUUCAAAGAGAAGUUUCUGGACUGGACAGACACUAAGAAACCACAACCAAAGAAUAGCAACCAACAAGUCACUGAGCAGAAGGAUUCGCCAGGGUGCGUGUGCAGGCCGUAUGAUGCAGCGUUGAUGCUUCCUGUACUCCAGACAGCUGUCAGCACGGUGUUGGAUGGGAUGAACGUUGGCCGAGGCCACGGCUCUGUAGAAGGAGAGGACAGGAUGAGGACUCUAGAGAUCAGCACAGUGUCUGUAAAUGUCUGGCACAUCCUGGAGUUUGACUACAGCCGGCUGCCCCAGCAGAGUAUAGGCCAGUUCCAUGAGGGAGACGCGUACGUUGUGAAGUGGAAGUACAUGGUGAGCGCAGCAGUUGGGAAGAUGCAAAACCCAGAGCUGAGGAGCACAGGCCUGGUGAAAGAACAGUGCUGCUACUUCUUCUGGCAGGGACGGAACUCCACCGUGAGAGAGAAGGGAACGUCAGCACUGACGACAGUGGAGCUGGAGGAGGAGAGAGGGGCCCAGGUCCAGGUACAGCAGGGGAAAGAGCCUCCUUGUUUCCUGCAGUGUUUCAACGGGGGGAUGAUUAUACACGGUGGGAAGAGAGAGGAGGAAGAGGAGAACACACAAACUGAGUGGCGUCUGUACUGCGUGCGGGGGGAGGUCCCUGUAGAGGGACACCUACUGGAAGUUGUCAGUCACUGCAGCAGCCUUCGCUCCAGGAGCUCCAUGAUCCUCCUCAACGUCAACAAGGCCCUCAUUUACCUGUGGCACGGCUGUAAGGCCCAGCAACACACACGGCUGGUGGGCCUCACCGCAGCUCAGAGGAUUAAAGAACAAUGUCCGUUGGAGGCGGGGCUCCACAGCAGCAGUAAGGUGACCAUUACAGAGUGUGAUGAGGGAUCAGAGCCCACGGGAUUCUGGGAUGCUGUAGGGAGUAAAGACCGGAAAGCCUACGAUUGUAUGCUGCAAGAUCCGGGUAAAUUCAACUUCACCCCUCGGCUGUUCAAGCUGAGCAGUUCUUCAGGGGAGUUUGUGGCUACAGAGUUCUUCCACCCCUCCAGAGCUCCAGACAUGGUUAGCUCUCUGCCCUUCCUACAGGAGGACCUGUACCGAGCCUCCCAGCCUGCUCUGUUCCUGGUGGAUAACUUCCAUGAGGUGUACCUGUGGCAGGGCUGGUGGCCCCAGGACCGCGAGAAUCCCGGCUCUGCCAGGAUAAGAUGGGACAUGGACAGGAAGUGUGCCAUGGAAACGGUGCUGCAGUACUGCAAAGUGAAUAAUGAGAAGAAGCCUCAGAAGUCGUAUCUGAUCCAUGCUGGUCUGGAGCCUCUCACCUUCACCAACGUGUUCCCAAGCUGGGAGCACAGAGAGGACAUUGCAGAGAUCACUGAGAGGGAGGUGGAGGUGUGUAACCAGAUCAUCCUGGUGGAAGAUGUGCUGGCCAGGCUGUGCCAAAACACCUAUCCCCUGGCUAAUCUGUUGGCAUGCCCACUUCCUGAGGGCGUCGACCCCCUCCACCUGGAGCUCUACCUAUCAGACGAGGACUUCGAGGUGAGACCACACCCACUGAUCAAUGGCCAUUCAGUUCCAACACACCCUGUGAGAAUAGGAUACCUUGAUUUCAGGUUUAAUGAGUUGGUUUUCCAGACCAUUGUUAGGCCUGGUCCUGGACUAAAAGCACUUUCAAUGGAGAAUCUCAAUUUCUUAAAAGCACUUCUCUUCUCUCUCACCAUUCAACAAGAGAGGCCAUCUCCCUCCCUGUGUGUUUAUCUCUAUUUACAGAAUUCAACACCUACACAGAGCACACACUGAGGGGGGACAGAGUGGGGUCCAACGUCGGAGCUCUCUGUGUGCUCAAGAAAUUAGUUCUCUCCCUGGGUGUCAGCUCCACUCCCCACACAGUCUGACCAAUAGGAUAGAAGGCCAGAGGGAUGCUUGGCCAAUGAGAGAGAGACCAAGGGCUGUAUGCAUAAUGCAUCUCAGAGCGCUGAUCUGGGAUCAGUUGGCCAAUAAGAGAGACCAGGGGCUGUAUGCAUAAUGCAUCUCAGUGCGCUGAUCUGGGAUCAGUUGGCCAAUAAGAGAGAGACCAGGGGCUAUAUGCAUAAUGCAUCUCAGAGCACUGAUUUAGGAUCAGUUGGCCAAUAAGAGAGAGACCAGGGGCUGUAUGCAUAAUGCAUCUCAGAGUGCUGAUCUAGGAUCAGUUUGACAUUUUAGAUCACAGUGAAUGUCAUUGAUGUCAUUGAUGUGAUUAUCUUACCAUCAUUACUUUACGCUCCCUGGCUAUUGAUGUAACAUAUACGCUGGGAGUCAGGAAGCAGGUGCAGAAGGUGAGAUUAAUAAAGAAACGAUGCAGAUGAACAAACAUGAGAGGCGUACAGAAUGUGAGAGAAAACAAUACUACCUAAUGACUGACUGUCAUCUGAGGGCUAAAUGAAAGGGGGAGUAAUCACGGAGGUAAUGAUGACCAGGUGUGCUUAAUGAUGGGGAACAGGUGUGUGUGUGUGUAUUAAUAAUUGUCAGGGCCGGUGGUUACCGGUGACGUCGAGCGACAGGGAGGAAGCAGGAAUAGGCGUGACAAUUGACGUCUCAUAGCACUGUAAUAAACUGACUGAUACCCAGGAUCUAGAGUCCAAGCUAACUCCUCUUGCCUUUCAGGCUGGGUUCUAGGGGAUUCAGAGAAGGUGAGUUGUUUGGGCUGAGGACCAUGAUGAAUGAGAAUGAUCUGACUGUUCUUCCUCAAGGAUACAGCAUCCUCACUGAGCUGACUCACUCCUCUCUUCCUCUGGGCUGUCCUGCUUGCCCCUCUCUCUUUCGCUCUCUCUCUCUCCACCUGCGCUCCUCCUCCGCUCCUCCACCCCUCCACCUGUCUUUUCUUUCUCCACAGCGAUGAGGAACACUGUGGAUCACUUCUGUCUUUUUGGCAUGGACUCCCAAAUGUAACUACUUCUGUGUAAACUGUAUUUCACUUUGAACUUGGAACUCUGGUGGGACCACAAACGGAUAAAAAAAAAAAUGACGGUUCACUAUUUGACAUUGUCCGAACUCAAAACAGUGCUAUGUUAAAAUGUACCACCUCACUCCAUCUCUCAUUGUAUUAAUUGGUUAUCUUCUCCCCACGCAGAAAGCGUUGGACAUGAAGAGAGAGGAGUACAAAGGAUUACCAGGGUGGAAGCAAGUCAACUUAAAGAAGGCUAAAGGACUGUUUUAGUGUAAGUUAACCUGACGAUGGUUGUGGAGAGAAGAAGAAAUUCAACAACUCUUGGAGGACAGUGGAAGUUGAUAAAAUGCUUCUUUAUUGUUAAGACCAACAAGUUUUGGCCCACGUUUUUCCAUUCAUCAGGUUGGUUGUGGAGAGAAGAGGACACAGAGACCGAUGUAGGCCACCAGGCGGUGUCACCCAUCCAGCCCUUCCCAGCGGUGUGACUGAACACCGCUGGUAGCUGGCAGCACUUUAAAUCGGAAGAUGGGAUCAUGGUUUGGGUGGAAUGGAAUCAAUGGAACCCUAUCAAACACAUUGAUUUUUACAAGAGUUUGAUACAAUUUCAUUCACUCCGUUCCAGUCAUUGUUAUGAGCGUCCUCCCCUCACCAGCCUCCUCUGCUGAACACACUCUCAGGGACGAUAAGUGGGAGAAGAGGACAGAGGCUGAGUUGGGGGAACUGCUAAGGUGUGCUAGCAUCAUGUUUUUACCUUUUGAUUAUGUAACUAUGUAGGAAAUUGAAAAUCCUGCUUAGCACAUUUUUUUCAGUGGCUUAUCAGGAACUGUACAAGCAGGCCCUGCUCUCGCUCUUUCUCGCUGUGUGUCUCUUUCUCUUUGUGUGUCUCUCUGUCUCUCUUUCCAUCUCUCUUUCUGUCUCUGUCUCGCUCUCUUUCUGUCUCUGUGUUUCAUACUGUACUAUGUUUCCUAGAAGCACUUGCUAUGUCACCACUCCUGCCAUGUGAGUUGAAGAGGACAGUCAGCAACUCUGGGAGGACAGUGGAAGUUGUUAAAAAUGCUGCUUUAUUGUUUAAAAUAAACUCGUUCAAAACGGCCCGUAGCCUUCAUCAGGGUUUUACACAUAGAAAAAUUAAGAUGGCCGACAGAACGCUAUACCAUUGACAUCAUCAAUGACAUCGUCAGACACACCGCUGUGGUCUCUGGCUUGGUGGUGUUUGAAGUCUUUCAUAGAAUGUGUAUUUACAGAUUCAGAAAGUAUUCAUGACUUAUUCCACAUUUUGUUGUUAUAGCCUGAAUUCAAAAUCUAUAAAAUAGAUAUUGUUCUCACCCAUCUACACAAAAUACUGCACAAUGACAGUGAUUUCAAAUGAAAUACAGAAAUACACCCCUGAGAAUACUUUACAAAAAUGUGUAAAAAUUCGACAAACAUUUUGAAAUGCAUAAUUUCACUUUGACAUUAUGGGGUAUUAUUGUGUGUAGGCCAGGGACAAAAAAUACAUCUAAAUGUAAUCAAUUUUAAAUUCCGGCUGUAACACAACAAAAUGUGGAAAAAGUCAAGGGGCUGAAUACUUUCUGAAGGCAAUAUAUGUCAAUAUAUGUAAAUAUGUAUUCAACUUGAAAGUUCUCUGUAGUAUCUAUAUCAGUAGAUUUUUUUUUCUUGUCUACAAUGUCUCAAAAGGUGUUAACAUGCCAAGUAUGUACCUUUUUUUGAUUCGCAUUCUCUGGUCUGGUACCUGGGGCUGUCAUAAUGAUGUCUCAGCUUCACAGGUACCUGAGAAAUGCCAAUGGUUGUAUUUUUAAAGGCAUGGAAUUCUUUAUGGGGGGGGGGUGAUUUAUUUGAAUGUGCUGUAUAGUGCCUUGCGUUUGUGUACAGUUUAUAUACAGAAAUUGUAGUCUGCGUUUUCAAAGACUUUAGUGAAUAAACAAAAUAGAAAAUCCCAAAAUCCAAA